Xyrichtys novacula (pearly razorfish) is the source of this 4635-nucleotide messenger RNA. The record is from the annotation of a GenBank genome assembly. NCBI's taxonomy places the organism in Eukaryota, Metazoa, Chordata, Actinopteri, Labriformes, Labridae.
AUGAAACUCUCCGUUCAUGCUCACCCGUGGACCCUCGUGAUGUUAGUUCACGGGAGCAGCAGCAGCAGCUCCGCCACUUUGCUGUUUCUCGGUGUUUUUCUAUCCCUGCCGGCUCCGGGUCUGUCGGGUUGUCGGGAUGCGGGUUUAUGCUGCACCGGCCGGGACCCUUCGUGUAUCAGCAGAGGAUGGAGAUCUGACCGCUCCUAUGGCACCUGUUACUGCGACCAGGCCUGCGUGUCCACCCUGGACUGCUGCCACGACUAUGAGACGGUCUGUCCAGGUGAGCCACAGCUGAGAAAAACACUUCAUUCAGUCAUGUUGUGUUUCAGUAAGACUGAUAAUAGUAAACUCUGUGGUUGUUUUAGUUGUUGGAUCUGUUUUUUUGUUCAAAGAGUUGGAAACACUUCACAAUAACCAUAAUUCAUAAAUGGUAACUAGAUUGUUUAUUGAUGUUUAAUCAUCAUUUAAAAACAGCAUAUAGACUAAUUAUAAAUGACAAUAGAUAGUUUAUUAAUGUAAGUUAACAGUUACUUUUCCAUUGACAAGAAAUGGAGUUAUGAUUAAUAAUUUUCAUUAAUGAUUAAUGGACUAUUUAUUAAAGGUUUAUAUAGGGUUUAAAUAUUGGUUGUAAAACAUCUAGAUUAAAAUGUGUGUGAAUAGCACUUUGUAAAUGGUUAAUAUUUGGUUUUUAAACCAUCUGUAAACAACACUGGUUAUUGUAAAGUUGCAAAUGAUGUUUGUAAUACUUUGUAAAUGAAAACUCUAAAGGCAUUUUUUUUUCUAAAGUUCAAGGCUGAAACAUUUUAAAAAUGUAAAAUCAUUAUCAUUAGAGACAGACUGAAUAAUGAGGCCAAUUAUCAGCAAUUUGCCUACAUAUCAAAUUAAUCUUUUUUUUUUUUUUUUGCCCAAAAGUGUUUCAUAACUAAAUCAGUCAUUCGAUAAUAAUUUAAAGUGAGUUCGGUUACAAAAAAAACCCCUUCUUUCUUCUACAUAGAAUUAUCAAUCUGUACAUCACUUUUUAAAAUCCUAUCCCUACUUUUUUAAUUUAUAUAACAUAUCUCUCACAAAAUAUUCAGAUUACUGGACAGAAAGUCUUUUUGUGGAAAUGCCAAAUAUUUUUCUGUCUGCAUGUAUUUGAUAAAAUAUUCAGUUAAGUACAGUUAUUUAGUUUCUCAUUGGUUAGUGUCAUUAAAGCUCCUGUGAGGAACUUUUGGUUUGUGUUAGUUUUGGCGCCCCUUGUGGACAAAGCAGUUAUUGUUAAUCUUGUCAUCUAUAUGCUUGAUCAGGGAUUUUUGACAAAAUAAUAAUUAUUAUUAUUAUUUUUAUUAUUAUCACAUGCAGACUUCUGACAAAGAUCAUUUAUAUUUUGUAUUAUAUAUGGAACAGGGCUUUUCCUGCUGACAUCUACCCCCUCAUUUUACAUAUUAAAAAUUAGGAUAUAAAUAUCUCCAAACUUGUUGCUGAUGAGGUUGUUUGCUUUAGACAUCAUGAAAAGACAUGUUUGAAUUUCAGUCUAUUUUAUAAACAUAAAAACCUCCUUAUAGUGGCUUUAAACUUGUUUUUUUGUCAAAUGCAGAAAGGGAAAAAGAGCAUGAUGUCAGCCUCAUAUAAUAGAGAGCAGGUCAGCCUAUGGACAAAGGCUGACCUGCUCUCUCAUAAUUAGUUCUGGCAUCAGCCAUUAGAAAAUGUAAUCAGCCAGCUACUAAUUAUAAUGAGGAUAUGCUAACUAUGGGAGGCCCCAGUAUUUAAUUCUUGUCCUGGAUUUACCUCACAUAACAAGCCGAUGAGGCCUGUUCAACUUUAUAUGUGAUGCAUCAACUUUCCUGUGCCUACAUUUAAUCUGACUUCUUUCAAUCAAAAUCUCAUCUUGAUCUGCCAGUCUUUAUCUUCCCUUACAGAAAUAAUCUUAUGAUACAAUUUCCCCCCCCUUGUUGCUUGUGCUCUAUUUCUGUCUACCAGCCGUGUCCUGCGUGGUGAGCGAAUGGACUCAGUGGUCAGGCUGUGCCGAGAUGUGCAAGGCCACAGUCCGCAGGAGGAGCAGGGAGAUUCUACAGGAGCCGCACAAUGCUGGCAAACCGUGUCCCCACCUGGAGGAGCAUGCUGGCUGUGCAGAGUACUGGACGCAUGAGGGGCACUGUCACAAUUCUUUAGGUAAGACAAAUCUACCUGGAUCUUUGCAGGCUGACAUCCUUGAAAAAUCAAGUUAGUGAGAUAAGUUCUGAGCUGAAUACAAAAAAUUAGAAAGUGAUAUUGCCUUCAGGUAAUCCUAAAUACAUGCAUCGCAGUAAUCCCUCACAUGCACAUAUCUGAUAGGAUACCACCUAGUUUUACUCUGUUACCAUAAUGGUUUGUGGCUCAUUUAAAGAACAUUUUAAAUGAAGUUAAAGCCUUUUUUUUUUACUAUCUGGAUCAAGUUACACAAAAGGAAAUCCUCAGAUUCCCUCCAGCACACAUCUAUUUCCAAGGGUAUAAGGCCCCUUAUCUUAUAACAUGCAGCAUAUGGUCACAUGUAAUGCUCUUAUCACGGUUGUUCCCUCUGCAGUCCCAGCUCUUAUUAUCAGCGGUGGCUAUGGCAACGCCAGGAAGAAAAGAGACAUUCCUGACAGCGGUGACAUUAUUGGGUAACACAUUCAGAGAGUGCAGAAAAAUGUCAAAUGGCACUCUAUUUUACCUUUCACAUCAAAUAUUCAGUUUGUGAAUGUGUGACCAUGAGAUUCUCUCCAUUUAUGCAAAACAGGUAUUGUGUCCAGUUUCAGUUGACCUCUCUGACUAAAGGGUGCCAGCAGAGCUCAGACCCACACACACAGUGGAUGCAGAACCUGAGGGAGGGCUACCGCGUGUGUGUGGAGUGUCAGCCGCCUGCGCUGGCUGCUGGACAGACUCACUGCGCCGGAGACGGAGAGGAAGAUGACGAGGACAGGUAGAGGAAGAUUUGACCCAUCACAGCUCACUCAUGUUUGAAGGGUUGGCGGGUGUUGACUUGAAAAAUGUGUCAAAGAUUUCAUCUUGUUUGGGCUGAAAAAAAAAAAAAAAUUAAACUAUGACAUUAGCUUGAGGUUUGUUAUGCUCAGUAAAGAGGCUCAGCAUGGGAGAUAACGUCAUCUCACUCAGUACUGAAUAAACUGGCUCCAGAUCCUCUGGCAGAGUUCAUCAGCCAAAGAAACAGCCUUGAGCGUGUCACUCGACGCUCUGCCAGAGGUGACUGUUACAUUCCUCUGUAUUGUAUAGUGAGUGUUUUAUUUUGUAUUAUAGUGUACAUGUAUUGUGUUGUAUUUUUUUUUUUCUCUUUUCCUUUCUUCUCUUCUUUUUUAAAUUGUAAUUUUACUGCCUUUUUCACAUCAUGGCCAGGGGACUACAGAUGAAAACUAGCCUUAUGGCUAAUUCUGGCUUUUUUUGACCAUGUGUUAUCAUGUGUUUUAUGAAAUUGCGCUGUCCCCUUUUAAAUAAACUAAUCUAAUCUAAUCUAAUCUAAUUAAGGCAAUCCUGAAGUCAUCCAGUUCUUUGUAAUUACCUGGUGAAACAGUAAAAAUGAGUGAAAUAGAUCAUAAGUAAGGAAUCUUUGGCUUAUUUUGAUACAUUCCUUGAUAUUGUAGAAAGUAUGGAGCCCCGGAGGGGACAUUAAUUUUUUUUUUCUUCGCAUGUAUGUUUGUUGGCUAGCGCUGUGGCUGGGACCCUAUAUGGACUGUUGAUGAAGUUAGGUGCUGUUCUGAGCAUUAUUUGUGGCUAUAGAGCGGCGUUUCGGUUGAGGUUUGUUUAUGGCUCCUCAGACCGCUGUGUAUUGCUAUUCUGUGGUCGUUACUAAAGUUGGUUUAACUAGAGAAGCAAGCAGUCUGCAACAUUCACCUCUCGAGGGGGUGUCUAACUCAGUGUUACAGUCACUCAGUGACCCUCAAUUAAUUUUACACCAGAAUAUCCCUUUAAAGUAAACAUCAGUGUUUUCUAGCUGGUGCGUUGUUGGACAAACACAUUAUCACAUUACUGAGAUAUUUCCAUGACUCUCUCAAAGGAGUCAGUUUUUGCAGGCCAUCUGUUAGAUGUGAACAAUAACUGCAAGGACUACCACUAGAUGGUGACACUGAUCAUCACUGGGAUUUAGAGAGCUCUAUACUUGGCACUAACUGAUUCCUCCCUCCCUCCAUUCUGCAGGAGACGGUCUCUUCAGUGGCAGGCGGUGGGAAAUCCUCGUUGCAGGGGAGCAUGGAGGCGUGUGGGGAGGCUGGAGGCGUGCUCCUGCCCGACAGCCCACAGCUUCCUCUUCAUCUAACCUCCUCCUUCCUUCUGUAAGCCUCCCUCCUGUACAUAUUGACUUAGACACGUGUACAAAGAACAAUAUGUAGGCAUGGUUUUAUACCAGGCAGAAUCGUGGACACUUAAAGUUCAGCAGUGGUGAAUGUAUGUGAGAGAAAACACUGUUUUAUAAUCAGGAUAUAACCCUUUUCUUAUUUUACAAAACCCCCCUAUAAUGCAUUAAAAGCCCUGCUGUAAUAAGGUAAUAUGCUCCCUACUUAUAACACUUUAUAAACAUCGCUAUAAGCAGUUAUGGAUGUUUAUACAUCUCACAAGGGUUGUUAUAAAACCUGUAAAAGCAUCUAUAAGGUUUUAUAAAUGUGCAUAUAAUACAUAACAAGAGGCGGG